Messenger RNA from Hypanus sabinus (Atlantic stingray), 429 nucleotides. RefSeq names its product fatty acid binding protein 7, brain, b (gene fabp7b). Bases 1 to 429 code for a protein of 142 amino acids. The transcript is spliced from 4 exons. Gene Ontology annotation, molecular function: fatty acid binding. NCBI's taxonomy places the organism in Eukaryota, Metazoa, Chordata, Chondrichthyes, Myliobatiformes, Dasyatidae. Gene Ontology annotation, biological process: fatty acid transport. Gene Ontology annotation, cellular component: cytosol; nucleus. The record is from RefSeq and is a predicted model, not a curated record.
AUGGUCGAUGCUUUCGUCGGAACUUGGAAGCUCAUUGAAAGCGAGAAUUUCGAUGCGUACAUGAAAGCUAGUGGAAAUUGGUGCAAUGUCUGUAUUUUGGCAGGUGUGAGUUUCGCAACCAGACAGGUCGGGAAUGUCACGAAACCCACGAUUGUCAUCAGCAAAGAGGGGGAUACGGUGACGCUGAAGACCCUGAGCACCUUUAAGAACACCGAAAUCAGUUUCAAACUGGGAGAGGAGUUCGACGAAACCACAGCAGAUGACCGAAAUUGCAAAACGACGAUACAGUUGGAGGGUGAGAAACUCGUUCAUGUUCAGAAAUGGGAUGGAAAGGAAACAAGUUUUGUCAGAGAGAUUAAAGAUGGGAAAAUGAUUAUGACCCUAACAUACGGCGAUGCCGUUGCGGUUCGUACCUACGAGAAGGCAUAA